Molecule: messenger RNA, 2459 nt
Organism: Thalassophryne amazonica
Lineage: Eukaryota; Metazoa; Chordata; Actinopteri; Batrachoidiformes; Batrachoididae
Product: leucine-rich repeat neuronal protein 1
Exons: 12
Coding region: 16-2385 (789 amino acids)
Cellular component (GO): extracellular matrix
Molecular function (GO): protein binding
Source: RefSeq, a predicted model, not a curated record
UUCCCCCAGUGCACCAUGGGACUUGGAGUCCUCUUUGUGAUGUUCUUCCUCCUGGCAACAAUGCCAUUGUGUACUGUAGGGGGGGUGGCCAGCCAAGGUGGCACUGUGCUGUGUCCUCUGCAGUGUGUGUGCGAGACGCGGCCCUGGUACACCCCACAGUCCGUGUAUCACCAGGCCAGGACUAUCGACUGCAAUGAACUGCACCUGCAGAGAGUGCCGGCCAACAUAACGGCCGACACUCAGGUGCUGCUGCUGCAGAGUAACAACAUCUCCUCCAUCAGUACUGAAUUGGACAAUCUGAGCAACCUGACAGAAUUGGACCUGUCCCAGAACCACUUCACCCAGGUCAGUGCCAUGGGACUUUCUUCUCUCAGCCACUUGGUGACUCUGUACCUGGAAGAGAACCUGAUCCAGGAACUGGAGGACUUUGGUCUGAGGAACCUGACAAGCCUGGAGGAACUCUACAUCAAUCACAAUCACAUCUCCUCCAUCGAACCCAAAGCCUUUGCUGGACUCACCAACCUGCUGCGGCUCCACUUGAACUCAAACCGGUUGGUUGCCAUCGAUAGCCGCUGGUUCGAGUCCCUGCCCUCCCUGGAGAUCCUAAUGAUCGGGGAGAACCCCAUCCUGGGUCUGGAGGAGAGGAACUUCAUACCCCUGACUCGCCUCCAUAGCCUAGUUCUGGCUGGAAUGGGCCUGGCCUCCAUCCCCUCCACAGCCUUCCUGGGUCUCGACUACCUGGAGAGUCUCUCCUUCUACGGAAACCGGCUGAGGUCAGUUCCUCGGGAUGCUCUGAGCUUGCUCCCAAACCUUAAGUUUUUGGACCUGAACAGGAACCCGAUCAGCCGGAUCCAGCAGGGAGAUUUCCAGAACCUUCAGCACCUGCAGGAACUCAGUCUGAACAACAUGGACGACCUUGUGGUGGUGGAGCGAGCGGCGUUCCAGAACCUUCCUGAAAUAGCCAAACUGGAACUCUGCAACAAUCCGCAACUGUCGUACAUCGACCCCGACGCCUUCAGUGACCUGACCUCCCUGCGGACUCUCCUCCUCCAUAACGACCAGCUCCGCCUCCUCUCCAGGGACCUCCUCUCCUCCCUCCCCUCUCUGGAGGAACUCUCUUUGCACUCCAACCCGCUGCGAUGUGACUGUCUCGCCUCUUGGGGGCUGUAUCUUGGCAACCAAUCACAUCUCAAGCUGCUGGAGUCCUCCAGCACGGUUUGCUCCGCCCCACCGCCACUCAUUGGGCGUGAGCUGCAGGAGGUGGUGGCACUGGGCUGGGUCAGGAACAGUGGAGGCGGAGCCAACAGCUGCUUCCCUCACAUCUCUCCUCACGCCUUCCCACAAACAAUCAACGUCAGCGAUGGACAGCCAAUCAGGCUGGAGUGCUGGGCCGAUGCUGACCCCGCCCCCCAGUUUUACUGGGUGAUGCCAAGUGGAGACAAGGUGAGCGCCGAAGCCAUGGCUGCACCAAUCAUUUCAGAGCAGGGGCGUGGCUUGAGCUGGACCCGGAGGCAUCAUGUCUUAGCACCUGGCACUCUGGUGAUCGAACACAUGGCGCUCUCAGAUGCAGGUGUGUACACCUGCGUGGCAUGGAACGUGGAGGGAGCCGACACAAAGAGCGUCUCAGUGUCUGUGGACUCUCAGGAGGCGUGGCCAAGUGGGAGGAGCUGGGCAGAGCUGUGGAACGCCUCGCUGGUGGUGCUGGCAAAGGUGGUGCGUGCGCACUCCGUUGUGCUGGAGUGGAAACUUUACCAUGGCAGAGGAGUGCCACCUGUGGGUCAGAACCAGCCGGACACGCCUGUUCUGCCAUCACAGUGGACCAGCGCCACCGUGCACAUCGACAACCCUCAGAUCAGCUACACGGCCAAGGUUCCAGUUGACGUACAGGAGUAUAAUCUCACUCACCUCCUUCCAGCCACGGAGUACCACGUCUGUCUCACUGUCUCCUCGUCUCCACCUCCUCCCGCCUCCUCACCCAGUCUCCCUUCUCCCUCCUCCUCCUCCUCCCCUGCCCAUACCGCCUGCCUGAACGUCACCACCAAGGAGGCAAGUUUCUCGGUGGAGCUGGUGGCAUCACGGCACAGCAGCGUGGUAUUGGCGGCCAUCAUGGGCUCCAUGUUUGCUUUGUCCAUCAUGGCGCUGCUGGUGAUCUACAUGGGCCGGCGGGUGAAGCAGCAUAAGUCCUGUGGCCAUUCACUGAAGACGUACAUGCAGCAUGCCACGUCCAUCCCGCUGAACAAACUCUAUCCUCCUCUGAUUACACUGUGGGAGAGCGAGGCUGAGAAGGACAAGGAGGACAAGGAUGAGGAUGAUAGGGUGGGUGGUGCUCGAGGGCAUGAGGCACCAGGGAGCCAAAUCGACACCACAAAGACGUACAUGUGGUAGCUGGAGGGUAGGGGCCAGUUUAACACAGAUUUAUGUGGGACGUUUUUGGAAACAGGAAGUGGCUGAAGACACGG